Oncorhynchus masou masou (cherry salmon) is the source of this 969-nucleotide messenger RNA. RefSeq lists its product as uncharacterized. The record is from RefSeq and is a predicted model, not a curated record. Bases 495 to 902 code for a protein of 135 amino acids. Lineage: Eukaryota; Metazoa; Chordata; Actinopteri; Salmoniformes; Salmonidae. The transcript is spliced from 6 exons.
AUGGUUCCAAUCUUUUUUCCGUCAUUCAUUAUUCCCGUAGCAGAUUUUAGAAACACAUAAAAUAAGGGCUGUGUUUCGUGUAGGCUUACCUUGGAGUUUUGAUAACUGUGUAAAUCUAUGGACAAGGCGAUUUUAUCAAUAUAUUCGCCUGUAUUUACACCCCAAAAAUGAAACGCUAAUUAGCUGCUAAUGUGGCUAUCGUAAGGAACUACAAAUGACAUGAUGAUCAUGACGAGGCUGAAGAAUCGAGGCAAAGGACAAUGACCCAACCUACCUCCAGGCUGUGUAAGGGCUAUUCGACCAAGAAGGAGAGUGAUGGAGUGCUGCAUCAGAUGACCUGGCCUUGGACUGCAGAGUGAAGGAAAAGCAGCCAAGAAGUGCUCAGCAGACUGUUGGAAAAGUAUUCUAGGUGAAGCUGGUUGAGAGAAUGCCAAGAGUGUCCAAAGCUGUCAUCAAGGCAAAGGGGGAUCCCUACAUAUCUCAUUACCUUUAUCAUGGCCCCGAGAAAUACCUCUGGAACUAAAGCAGUCCCCAGACUAGUUGUCAAGAUCAUAGGCAGCAAACAGGUCAAGUAUUUCAUCACAGAAGAGACAGACAAGGUGAAUAAAGCAGCUAUUCCUCCGGCCGUUGUGGAUAAUGUGAUGAAGGAACCACCAGACAAACAGGACUCUAUAGUGACCAGAUCACACAGACAAGCUGAGGCUGAGGGGGGUGUGGGGUCAGCUUUUCAGGCUGAGCUCCACAAGGCCUCAAACAGGCUGUGUAUGACAGCUCCCUCUGGUGACCGUUCCCUGUCCUACAUCCAUCAGAAGAACCCAGCUGUCAUAAGAACUGAACUCAGAGUAGGAACAGCAGCAAGGGCAUCUGAGGAGGAGAAGACCAGGACAAAGCCAGACGUCUGAUUCAGAACUACAACCACAUCUUCAACCUGAACCUGAGUCCCCUGAGGAUCAGUGAGGCCACCUACUG